AUGAGCCCAGAAUCUAAAGGAGUUGAAGAGAUAAUAAAUAAAGAAAACAUAACAAAAAUUUAUUACGGAGAAUUUAAAAAUUUUGAGAAAAUUAGCGAUGUUGGAUAUUUUUAUAUAUCUAAAGCUGAAUGGAAAAAAUGUGAGAUAAAUGUGGCUGUUAAAGCUGUUAAAGAUGUUAAAGGAAGAUUUAAUCAAAUAUUGAUUCAAGAG
Messenger RNA from Dentiscutata heterogama, 210 nucleotides. The record is from the annotation of a GenBank genome assembly. Lineage: Eukaryota; Fungi; Glomeromycota; Glomeromycetes; Diversisporales; Gigasporaceae.